This is a messenger RNA of Macroventuria anomochaeta, 1062 nucleotides long. RefSeq lists its product as uncharacterized. NCBI's taxonomy places the organism in Eukaryota, Fungi, Ascomycota, Dothideomycetes, Pleosporales, Didymellaceae. Bases 121 to 957 code for a protein of 278 amino acids. The record is from RefSeq and is a predicted model, not a curated record. The transcript is spliced from 2 exons.
GAUCCGGACACCGAAAGAUUGCAACUUUAAUGAACAUUGAAGUCUACAAGUCUCAUAUCUUCUCUCAAAUCAACUGCGGAGUUCACUUCUUCGAUUCGUUCUAAUUCCACAGACACCGUAAUGUGGCAAUUCAAAAUCUUCCCCGCAGUCCUUGCCUUCAUCACAACAACCCAAGCCGCGAUCAAAACUUCAAUUUGGAUCGACCAAAUCCCCGGCUACUCCGCACUCGCGCCAUGUGCAGAGAAUCGCAUCAGCGCAAUCGUGCGCGCGCAAGCCUCAGGAUGCGGCGAUAACCAGCAGCUCACGAGCUUCAGCUGUUUCUGCAUUGACCAAUCUUCAUACAUGGCAAGCGUCAUAUCUACGGCGGUUCACGACUAUUGUGCUGCGAGCGCAACAGCCGUAUCAGCGAGUCUGGCAACACCACUCCCAGAGGUCACGGACGCAAUUGAUGUCUUCAACAGCUACUGUGCGCGGAGCACUGAAUUGGUCUGGUGUACGUCUCUCCCUCUUCGGUUUUUAAAGCUACCUUCUGACCGAACGUUCACAGACCAACAAACCAGCACAGCGCCAGCAAUCGUCGUAAUCACUCCAGCACCAUCCUCCACCUUCGCAACCUCGACUUUCAUGACUAUCUCAUCUUCAACGUCUCAAGCCAGCACAUCGAGUAAAUACGUGCCAGUAGCAGCCAUCGCAGCACCAGUCGUGAUCGGCGUGCUCGCCAUCGCCAGCAUCGUGGGUCUGUUGUUUUUCCUGCGCCGCAGAAAAGCUGUAACCGCAAAGGAAAACCCAUAUGCGCCGCCUAACGACACAUCACAAGGCAGACUGGUGCACAGGGAGGUGCAUGAGGUGCAGAGUCCGGCGCAGGAGGUUGUUGGUGAUACUGUGAAGUAUCAACACGAGCUGGAGACUAGGCCAGCGGAACUGGAGGGCGAAAAGCAAACUAGGAGUAAGCGUUGAUACUGCGACUGAGUAGGAGUUGGAGCGAUAAUGUGAUGGCUCUUCAGUGUUUCGAUGCUGCCUUUGUGGUAUCGGCGGCUGGCGAAAUGUGCGGACCACCCCUCC